AUGGGCAGCGGCAGCAGCCGGCGGCGGCGGGCGGCGGAGAACCGACGGCUGCCGGCAGACGGCCAGAGGGUGCUGGGGGCGCUGCCCACCCCCGGUCGGCGAGCCCGGGACACCCAGGAGGCGGUGGGAGGAGGUGGUGGGACCCGGGCUGAGCAGGAGGUAAGCUCUGGAGCCCGCCAGGGGUGGGAGUGCCGGGAGGGUCCAAACAGACCCCAGCCCCUGGGGCGGUCCCCAGAGCUUCUCAGCAGGGUCGGAGCAGCGCCGAGCCUCGCAGCAGAGAUCCUUUCCAGCCUGAACGGUGCUACAGAGCGGUGUGCCCUGGGCAGGCAGCCCCCGGGGUGCCCCACGGUCAGCUACGACUGCGCCGAGCAGGAGCUGAUGGCCAGCAUCGAGCAGGAGUUCUGCCUCUGA
Messenger RNA from Dryobates pubescens (Downy woodpecker), 411 nucleotides. Its product is annotated as cystin-1-like. The coding region runs from base 1 to 411 and encodes 136 amino acids. Lineage: Eukaryota; Metazoa; Chordata; Aves; Piciformes; Picidae. The record is from RefSeq and is a predicted model, not a curated record. The transcript is spliced from 2 exons.